Messenger RNA from Paramecium sonneborni, 1511 nucleotides. The record is from the annotation of a GenBank genome assembly. NCBI's taxonomy places the organism in Eukaryota, Ciliophora, Oligohymenophorea, Peniculida, Parameciidae.
AUGGAAAUAAAGCCAAAAUGGAUUUUCUGUUUGCUUCUUUGCACAAAUAUCAUCAUAAAUUUAGACUAAGGUAUCAUUCCAGCAGGUAUAGUUUAUCUUUAGUUAAGCAAUAUAAUAGAUCGAGGAGUCACUUGAAUUAACUUCAGAAUAAUUAGGUUUUUUAGGAUCUUAAGUUUAUGGAGGUGUAACUCUAGUCUGUUUAUUUGGAGGAAAAUUAUUCCUCCAUUUUAAUUCAAAGAUGAUAGUUAUAUUUAGUUAUUUAGGAAUGAUCUCUUCUUUAACUUUAUUUCCUUUAAAUUAUGGAGCAAGUUGGCCAUUUUAUAUUUUUAGAUUUUUAACAGGCUGUUCAAAAGUAGUUAAUUUAUCUAAUUUAGGCACCUAUGAUGAUUUAUUUUCCAGUUUGGGUGGAUAAUUUUGGAGGUGAAUAAAAAACAAUAUGGAUCACAAUACUAUAAGGAGUAAUUCCAUUAGGCAUUUUUGUUGGAUAUUCUGUAUCAAGUGUGAUAUCAAGUUUAUGGGAAUGGCAAGCAGCUUUUUAUUUACAAGUGAUUAUGUUAACAGCUUGUGCGACUAUCUUUAUAAUUUUUGUUAGGAAUAAAGAUUUUGAUAUAAAAAAAAGUACUAAAUAAAAAAUUGGAAGUAAGUCAGUUAACGAGGAUCAAUAAAAAAAAUCUCUUCUAGGAUAGAAUGAAAAGAAUACAUAUUGGUAAAUGAUGAAAGAAUUAUAUUCUAUAAAACUUUGGUUAUGCUGCACAAUUGUAAUAAGCAUACUAUAUUUUAUUGUAACUGGUAUUUAAUUUUGGAUGACAGAUUAUAUGAUUAAAGAGAUGCAUUAAGAGAAAUAAACAGUAAACAUUGUAUUUGCAAUUGUAUCAAUAACCGCUCCUGUAUUUGGUUGUGUAACAGGAGGUUUGAUAGCCUAGAAACUAGGUGGUUACUAAAGAUCUAAAUCAUUAUAUGUUUGUGUGUUGUAUUGUUCUCUUUGCUGUGUUAGUGCUGCUCCAGUACCUUUUACAGAGACAUUUUGGUUUGGUGCUUUGUGUCUAUGGUUUUUAUUAUUUUUUGGUGGUGCAAUAGUACCACCAUUAAUGGGAAUAAUGCUUUCUUCAGUUCCAAAACAUUUAAAAGCAUUUGCAAAUUCAAGUACAACAAUGUUUCAAAAUUUAUUUGGAUUCUUGCCUGCCCCAUCAAUAUAUGGAUUUCUAAUGGAAAGAUAUAAUUCUUAGGUUGCAGUUUUUGCUUUGAUGUAUUACUCCUUCGUUGGUUUAUUUGUUAUGUUAUUAGCUGUUUACUUUAGAAGAAUGUAGACUAAUAAAAAAAUAGGAUUUGAAGAAGUAUUUACACAAUAGUAAGAUUCUAAAUCAUCUGUUUUACAAGAUGAAGAAAACUUUAAUAUCACAGUUAGAGUUCUAUAAUAUGGAGAUACUCCAUUAAUUACAUCACUUACACCAAAUAUUGAAGGUUAAAUUCCUAAUUAUGACAAUCAAGAAACAAUAAAUUAAGAAGAUUGA